Messenger RNA from Auanema sp. JU1783, 1539 nucleotides. Lineage: Eukaryota; Metazoa; Nematoda; Chromadorea; Rhabditida; Rhabditidae. The record is from the annotation of a GenBank genome assembly.
AUGACAGGCUUCUCUACGACUAAUGCUCCAACCACUUUACCAGAAACAGCAAACAUAAAUAUCUCAGAAGCUUGUCAGGAUCAGUUCCGACUUUUGGCCCAAGAUGCCCCUCAGGGGGAAAUGCUACCAGCAAGUUUGCUCAUAACAUUUUGCAUUCCUGCCGUUAUUAUAAUUCUGCUAACUAUAUUCGGAAAUCUGCUGGUGUUAUUCUUCAAGGCAAAAGUUGGUCGCACAAACACUACUCUUCUUGUCUGGAAUCUAGGAUUGACAGAUUUCCUCGUCGGAGUUAUAGUUCUGCCCCUAGGUGCUUUUCAUCUUAUCUACCGAAAAUGGAUUUUCGGAAGAUUUCUUUGCCGACUGUGGGUAGCAGCAGAUGUCACGUUUUGCACUUGUUCAGUGGUAACUAUCUGUGUUAUAUCCGUGGACAGAUACUUGGCUGUUACGAGGCCUCUCAGAUAUAAAUCAGUGGUGACGAAGACGAAAGUCAUCAUGGUCAUGCUCACCAUAUGGUUUUUCUCAUCCUCAGUACUAUUGACCACUGUCAAAUGGGAACAAUCUCCUUGCUAUGAUGAUAAUAUCUGCUUUGUUGGUAAUGAAAUCAGAUAUUUGGCUCACAGUGUCAUCUUCGCUUUCUUCUUACCAGCCUUGGUCACAUUAACAUUAUACUGGAGAAUAUAUAAGCUGGCAAGAAACAGACAACGAGCUCUUGACAGAGGUUUCCUCAUGAUUCUUGGUCAGAAUAUGAAUUUUCUGACGAACACAAUCAGUCAACAGACAACUCUGCGAGUUCACUUUGGUAGAAAUAACGGAAUGGUUGAACAUCAGAGACGCGUGUUGCGAACUCAUGAAAGAAUCGCCAAAACUCUUGGAGUUGUCUCCUGCUCUUUCCUUUUCUGUUGGCUUCCCUUUUUCAGUUUGUACUUGACAAAUUACAAGUGCGAGGGAUGCAUCUCACCAAUUGCCUUAGACAUCGCUAGUUGGUUAGGGUAUUGCAACUCGAUGCUGAAUCCAAUUAUAUACUCCUUCACUGUCAAAGAGUUUAAACGCUCGGCUCUCAGGGCAUCAGUGCCAAUUUGGCAGUUUUUACACCGGCUUUUGCCAUUUGCUAUAGGAGCACCACCAGACAGAGUUAUGCAAAGAAUGUCCAGAAGCGGUAACAGAAUUCGAAACAAGACGCGACACAGAUCAUUUGAAAUUGGAUCUAACAAAGUUGGGCUCAUGAGUUCCAGGUCUUGUCAGAAGAGAAGACAAACGGAGCCCGCAGUGUUCGGUAUACAGAAGAAGCAGUGCGAAGAGAAAGAAGAAAUUAUAAUCGAAGAAGAUGAGGACGCAGUUCACGAGUACACGGAAACCAACGGUUUCGCAUCCUCUCGCCGUCCUUCAGAUCUAGCUCCUUUGCCUUUAAAGCCAAUUGUGGAAUUAGAAAAUGCAACAAACGGAUCAACCAAAUGUGGCUCACGAAGCAACUCAACAACAGGAAAGGAAGAUUCAAUGUGCUCAGUGAGAGUUUACUGUGAAACUCCUGAAGCCGAUCUCUGA